Messenger RNA from Trachymyrmex septentrionalis, 3583 nucleotides. RefSeq names its product WD repeat-containing protein 26. Lineage: Eukaryota; Metazoa; Arthropoda; Insecta; Hymenoptera; Formicidae. Gene Ontology annotation, biological process: proteasome-mediated ubiquitin-dependent protein catabolic process. The transcript has 12 exons. Gene Ontology annotation, cellular component: GID complex. Bases 529 to 2493 code for a protein of 654 amino acids. Gene Ontology annotation, molecular function: protein binding. The record is from RefSeq and is a predicted model, not a curated record.
UAUCGCUAAUCUAUCCGUAAAGAAGAGUGCGACGUGACGUAAACGACGGAUCCAAACAAGUAUCAGCUGUGUUGCAGUCAUUGUUCUCUGACUCGCAUCGGUUUUGGCAGACAAGAUCCUGUUUCCUUUGACAUUCAUCAUCGAGUCUCGCGGAAACGGCGGGAAUAGCGACGGUGAUUAGUCCACGGCAUAGGACACGCGAGGAAGUGCGAACACUUUUAAGAUCGGACGCGACAAGUGGUGAAGAGAGAAAAAACAAGGCGAAAGGCUCUUUUUUUCGUUCCUCACACAAUCGUGGCUGCGCGCGUGCUUCUAUCCUGGCCCCAGUCUCAGUUCGUGUCACUAUUCGCCAACGGUUAUCCCGUGGGACAAUAAUAGUGUGAAAAACGGGGCGGUACGCGCAUAAGCCUGGCCUCGAGCAGCGAGUCGGACGACGGUGGACUCGCUCCGCCACCGCGCAAAAGGUCCCGUAGUUCUGUACCGACUACCCUAAGACCAGCGGACGAGCACCACUCCUCCAGUCCGGACAUGGAUAAUUAUCGUAUGCAUGACAGCGUAAUGCAACAGCAGGCCUCAAAUGGUGGUGUUUCUUCUGGGUUGCAACAAAAUGGAGCUAAGGCAGAUUCUGGUGGGCCUCAUGCUAAUGGCAAUCUAUUACCAGAAUCAGAUAAUGACAUUAAUGGUGUGAAUGGAGAUAUAAAUCAGAGUUUGGGACCACCAAAAAUAAUGGAUAAAACUAAUCAAGACAUUGUGAGACUUAUUGGACAACAUUUAAAGACAGUUGGUUUGGAUCGGACAGCAGAUUUGCUUAUGCAAGAAUCAGGCUGUCGUUUAGAUCAUCCCGCUGCUGCAAAAUUUAGGCAGCAUGUUAUGGAUGGCGAUUGGAACAAAGCAGACCAUGACCUCAAUGAACUGAAGUCUUUUUUAGAUAGUGCAAGCCAGAGUUUAGUGGAGAUGAAAUUCUUAUUGCUAGAACAAAAAUAUUUAGAAUAUUUAGAAGAAGGCAUGGUGUUUGAUGCGUUACAUGUACUGCGCAAUGAGCUUACACCCUUGGGGCAUAAUACCGGUCGUAUUCACCAGUUAUCUUUAUUUAUGAUGUGCAGUGGACGAGAUGAAUUACAGACACGCGCAGGUUGGGAUGGCAAAGGAUCAGCCUCCAGGUCUGCACUUAUGGACAGACUGCAAAGAUUUCUGCCACCCUCCAUUAUGUUACCGCCACGCAGACUUCAUUCUUUACUUUGUCAAGCUGUGGAAAUGCAAAAUCAACUCUGCACGUAUCAUAUAACGCAUUCGCAGUGUGACUACUUUCUAUGCCGAAAAUCCCAGGGUUCAAAUCUACCCAGAACACAAAAGUUUGAUUUGAUUGCCACCCCUCGGAAGGCAAUGGCAAACCACCGAGAGUAUAUUUGCCACCGCCGUUCGGAGCCGGUGUUAAAAACUACAAAUCUAGAAAAUGUCUCUCUACUUGUGGAUCAUAAUUGUGGCGAGGAACAAUUUCCGUGCCAUACUAUACAGAUACUCAACGAUCACUGCGACGAAGUUUGGUAUUGCAAAUUUUCACCCGAUGGUCUCAAGCUCGCCACAGGUUCUAAAGAUAUGACUGUAAUUAUAUGGGAUGUAGAUCCAGAAACCUUAAAAGUGACGCAUAGGAAAACACUUGAAGGUCAUUCAUAUGGUGUAGCGCUAAUUGCUUGGAGCCCUGAUAGCAAUCAUCUAAUUGUUUGCGGUCCUGAAGAUUGCCCAGAAUUGUGGCUUUGGAGUAUCGAUACGCCUGAUUGCGAAUUACGCGUAAAAUUGACACAAAGCACGGAUGACUCGCUGACAGCUUGUGCCUGGCAUCGUGAUUCGAAUAAAUUUGUGACGGGAGGAAUUCGUGGUCAAUUUUAUCAAUGCGAUAUGGAUGGCAAUGUUUCUGAUUCAUGGGAAGGAGUAAGAGUAAAAUGUCUGUGGUGUCGCAGUGACGGGAGGACUGUUCUAGCGGCUGAUACACAUCACAGAAUUCGCAGCUAUACUUUCGACGACUUAGGCGAUGCUACUAUAUUACAAGAGGAUAAUCCCAUUAUGUCGUUUAGCGUAGACAAAACAGAUCGACUCGUAUUACUUAAUGUGGCAAAUCAAGGUAUACAUCUUUGGGAUUUAGAAGAUAAAUCCCUUAUAAGGCGUUUUCAAGGCGUCACUCAAGGACAUUUUACUGUCCAUAGCUGUUUCGGAGGAGUUAAUCAAGAUUUUAUUGCCUCUGGCAGUGAAGACAAUAAAGUGUAUGUAUGGCAUAUCAAAAGAGAACUGCCUAUAGCGAUUCUUACAGGACACAGUAGAUUAGUCAGUUGUGUCUCAUGGAAUCCUGUGUAUCACCAAAUGAUGGCUUCUGUAUCAGAUGAUUUUACAGUGAGAAUAUGGGGCCCAAGAUCAUAUUCAGAUGGAGAAAAUGAUAAAACAGUUUCGCUUGAAACCAACUCUUCAAAUAGCAGCGGUUGGCACGAGAUGGUAUCGUAGCGAAUUACAGUUCUCAGUGUUCCCAUGACCUCAUGGUGUUCAAAAGACUGUCAUGCUGACAUUUGACUAUCGUACUGUCCUGUUGAUUGUCAUACUGACAUUUUACUGCCUUUUGUAGCAGUUGCUCUUCUAUACCUCUUGUCGAUCUUAAUCAUCCACUGUGUACACACACACACACAUACACACAGAGGUAACAAGAGGAAUGUAUAUGUUUAGCAACAACUGCUAAAUUGCCUGCAAUUAUUAAAACCAAAAUCAACCAUUGUGCGUAAUUAUCACAUUUGUGUAUUCUUUUUUUAUAGUACCUUUAAAUAUUUUACAUGCAUUCAUAUAUAUGGCAGCCGUUGUGUUAUCUUAAAAAUUUGAAUGAUUUAACGUCGGAGCUAAUAAUCGAAAAUAUGUGACGCAGCAUAAUACGAUAUAAAGUAGGUCAUAUGGCAAAGUAGAAAACCAAAAAAAUUCCGUCUUAGGAUUGUGUAAAGAUAAAAUUAUAUAAACAAGAAAUAUGGAAUGCAUCCAUGUAUUGGGACAGUAUCGUAGAAACACUAUGUUUUGACAGGAAUUUUGUCAAAUUUGACUAUAAUUGUAUCAAUAAAUAUUGUAUAUAACAGUUUCAGAUCUAGAGUUUUAUUCUAAGUGGUUUAUUGAUUAAUGACUCAAAUAUUAUCUUUGAUAUGUGAUGUCGUAAUUUUUGUCUUUUAUUGAGAAUAAAUAUUUAAUUUUCAAAUAUUGUGAUCUCACAAGGGAUUAUUGAACUUUGUAGAUUGGAACAAAAAUUCGAAAAUAUUUGGAGAAGCGAUCUUGUUGCGUUCACAGCAGCACACCAAACUGUAGAAAUAAAAAGCAAUAUUUGUCUGAAGUGGCUUUAUUGUUUAGGCUUUUAUAAAAGAAUAAUUAUAUAUUAAUUUUUAGUUAGAAUCAUAAUCACGAUUACAAGUGCAUGAGUGCAAGAAAAGUUAUCCAGUCCAUGUAUAUCAUUAGACUGUAACUUUACAGUAAAGUAUCUAACAUAAAAAUGUUUUUAAGUGAAAAACUUAUUUAUUUACAUGUGAUUGCACUAUCUGAAAUGAUGAACAUACAUAGGUAAUAU